This is a messenger RNA of Bombus pyrosoma, 5000 nucleotides long. RefSeq names its product 15-hydroxyprostaglandin dehydrogenase [NAD(+)]-like. Gene Ontology annotation, cellular component: cytoplasm. The record is from RefSeq and is a predicted model, not a curated record. Gene Ontology annotation, molecular function: oxidoreductase activity, acting on the CH-OH group of donors, NAD or NADP as acceptor. The transcript is spliced from 7 exons. Lineage: Eukaryota; Metazoa; Arthropoda; Insecta; Hymenoptera; Apidae. The coding region runs from base 941 to 1708 and encodes 255 amino acids.
CGGGUCAUUUUCUUCAAUUUUUAUUUCUAUUCUGAAUCUAACAAAUCUCUGAAACAAUUUAUAAAGCACCGAAAAAGCAUCGAAGAAGGUUUUAACUUUUCUCGCAUCAACCAUACUGACCGAAAGUCCCAUAAAACCAAACUCCAUCGACGUCUCUUAUUUCACCUCGCCAACAGAGAAGUUUCAGUGUCACAGUAUCCUUAAAAAAUAGAAGAAUAUUCGAGGCUACUGUCUCGGGACCACUCGAUGCCCGUGAACUGGAUUCUUUGCCAUUCUUUCUCGCACAGACGGGAAAUUUUGUCCCCAGAGGACCGCUUGUCUUCUCCGAGAAAGGAACACGGACUGAGACCGUAAAAAAAGAAAGACCAAGGAAUACCAAGCGUACAAUGACUCGCGAUAAUACUUCAAGUGUUAAGUGUUAAUACUUUAUCUUAAAACAUUAUUAUUAUUAUUAGUUAAAGUGAUAAUACUUUAUCAAAAACAUUCGCACAAAUAUAUAACAUCUGAACACAGAAAAGAGAGCCUCGAACGAAAAAGAACUGUACGCUAUCUUUCUGACUUAUUUUCACACGUAGAAUAAUCUCCCGUCUAUUUUUGUCUAAUGGAGAUUAGAUAAAUUCACGUGUGUCUGAUAAAUUCUCAAAUUGAAUUUCCUCGGCAACGAAGCCUCCAAUAUAGUUUCGGUAUUCUUGCUUUUCGUCUUGCUAUUUCGUGUCGUAGAAUCCACCUCUGGCCUCAACGGUAUCGCGAAUUUCCAGAACCAUUUCGAUGUAUCUGCAACGAUUUGGAAUCGUGCAAGUACUUACGGACAAUAAUGUACAUGCACUAUGGAUGAAAAGACGGUAGGAACACGGAGGGUUAAUGGUGGUCGAGUGUUUUCGAGGAGGCAGCGUAGGUGAAAGUGGAGAAGAGACGGAUAAUUGACAAGGGCCUGUAGAAGAUGGACGUAAAAGGGCGAGUUGCCCUGGUGACGGGCGCCGCUUCCGGUAUCGGUAAAUCUUGCGCCGUAGAAUUAUUAAACGAAGGCGCGAUGGUGUCUAUAUGCGACAUAAAUUCAGAAGAGGGUGAAAAAUUAGCAGAAACUUUGUCUACAGAACAUGGGAAAGACCGUGUGAUCUUCUGUCAAUGCGACGUCACAGAUUAUUCGCAAUUCGAGGAAUCCUUUCAAACAACGUUCGCGACGUUCGGACACAUCGAUAUCGUAGUUAAUAACGCUGGAAUAAUGAACGAUCGAUUUUGGGAACUGGAAGUGGACAUCAACGUUAAUGGCGUGAUCCGCGGAACUUUGCUCGCUCAGCGAUUUAUGGGAACGGACAGGGGUGGCCAGGGUGGAAUAGUGGUUAAUAUUGGAAGCAACGUCAGCAUCAACCCUUAUGCGAGUGUUCCAAUUUACUCUGCCACCAAGGCGGCAAUCGUCAACUUCACCAGAGCGUUCGGGCACCAAUACCACGUGGACUUAACCGGCGUGAAGGUGAUGGCAUUAUGCCCAAGCGCGACAGAUAGCAAAUUAUUAGGAGAUGUCAGUAAACAAUUGCUCUGGGCUCGAUACGUAGACGCUUGGCUUCGUGACGUCGCCAGUUCAGUUCCUCAAAGAUCAGAGCACGUAGCUAAAGCGCUGAUCCAGAUCCUAAACACAGGCAAAAGUGGAAGCGUCUGGCUGGUGGAGAAGGACCAACCUCCUCACGAGAUCACAUUCCCGAAAAACUAAGAUCCUAACUGUCAUGAUUCGCGUGAAUUUACUCGCUUAAAUUCGAAUAGCUGUGCCGUACCAUACAAAAUCUCUCAUUAUCUCUCAUCAUCGCUCAAAGUACGCAAAAAAGAAAAGGGGAAACAAAAUAUUCCAGAAUAUUCCACACAAUCCACAAUCUGAAAUUUAUUUGCAAUUAAAAUUUUACCGGAGAUUCGAGUUAACGACCUAAGGAUCGAUCAUCGAGGAAGCGUAAAAUGCUACGCAGGAUCAAGAGCAUGCGUUUAGGUGUAAAGAUACAUCAGUUUUAUUGCCAAAGAUUACGGAAGAUAAUUAGUACGAUGAGAGCGUUUCUUUGUGCAUUGUUAUUCGUUCGCGUUAGAUUUAGAAAGAAUAACGUUCGUUUUAAUUAUAAUAUGAUAAUUUAACGGGAUUCUCUCGAACGUCCGUUCCUAUCUUCCUUCGAUAGCGUACUCGAUGGGAAUUUACAGGAAAUUCUUCAAUAAUGCCACGUCACAAUAUUAUUCGAAGGAGACAAAUGAUAAUCUAUAAAUUGAGAAGUCAUGCUGCAAGUUUUUCAUUAACGCGUUUAUCGCCACGUUAUUUAUACACGUUGCAUAAAAAUCGAGGACCUUGGAUGUUACCUUGUAUUCAUUUGUUAGAACAACCACGUGAUUGAAAUAAUAACGAUGUAAGCGGUUUAAGAAAAACAAGUUUAUGCAUUUUAUGCGAAUCGUUCUUUCUAUGAUACAUGAAAAGGAAAAGACAAUAACAAAUGAUAUAUGUUCGACAUUUAUCAUUUCUACGAUAGAAUUCUAAUUCAUUUCAAAGGAAUGACGUAACUAGAGAUACAUCAAUUGUUUGAGAAAAUCGAUUCAAAACACACGAUUAUUGAUUAUUCAAUCGUUCAACAAUGAACAACUUCGCUUCCUUUUAUCAUUUAAUUAAUAGUUGUCAGAUUUUUAUAGUUUUUAUGAAUUGGGACAGUUCUACUUUAAAUUGUGACAUUAUCGUUGAAUUUAAUUGAAUAAUCGUGACACGUCUAUCCUGGUGAGUAGUUCGCUUUUUGGAAAUUAAUGGUUCUAACAGGCUGAUAGAAAAUUCAAGAGAAAUUGUUAAUUGCAAUGAAAAUUUUAAACUGCAUACCUCCUUAACUUCUUUAGGCAUUAGAAACGCUCUAUUCCUAAAAAUAUAAACAAUCACGUGAUACGAAAAUGAAAGUAAAAUUGUAUUUCUAACGCGUCAACGUAACAUUUUUCACUUUGUCUUCGAACGAACUCUCAGCUCGAACUGCCUUGGCGAUCAACGCGUUAAGAUAAAUGUCGUUUCGACAAAAAAUUAAAUAUACGCUGUGAAUCGAAAGUUGAUCGAACGAACAACAUUUUCGAUGAAAAUUAAAAAUCAGGAUCACCGUAUUGGGUUUUAUAUCGUUUAACAAUUGCCAUGUGUUCCCGAUAAGGCUCGAUACUUUGUAAAAUAUAUCCUCAACACUUUUUACUUAUACAUAUUUGUUAUACUGCGCGACUCUGCACAACAGGUUUCUAACCAUUUCUCAUAAACAAUUGUAAAAUCAAAGAACAUUGCUUAGAUAGUCAUGUACAAUGGUUCGCGGUAAUAUUUAAAGAGGUGUACGAUGAAUUUUAUCACACCUUCCCUAAGUCCUUUGAAGAAACCUGUCUCCGAUCUUUUAAUAAUAGUUACACAAGCCGAUUAGAUAUGUUACCGGUGAAGGUUUCAGACUAAACUUUGUUCGAUAUUUUUUGAAUAGUAAAAUAAGUAAAAUUUCAUGUUAUCGACGAUUAUUAUCAUUAAUCAAUUUUUCCCGGAAUGUAACACCUUUCGCGUAAAGAUACGUAACAUAAUCUGCACCAUUUUGAAAAAAAAUCGAACAAGGUUUUUGAUCUUUGGACUUGAAAAGUUCUCAAUGUUCAAAAUGUACAAGCGUUUUUUAAGUUAGGCUUAUAGUAAUGUAAUAAGGCAAGAAAAAGCGAUAAAACGACUCGAACUAAAUAAUAAUAAUAUUAAUAAUAAUAGUAAUAUUAAUGAUAAUUAACCGUUUAAAAUUAAAAUAAAUGAAUUUACCUCAAACACACUAAACUGUCCAAUUUGUAACUUGGAUGCAAGCAAUCGUAUAAUGUACUAACAGUAAGAGCGAAUAUCAAUAGAUAUCAAUGGUAGUUUUCAAGAAUAACAUUUUAAAUUUUCUACUACUCCGUUCUAAUAGCUCGAUCAUAAUAAAUUACGCAUCAAAGUGUCUGCAAACAGACGUGACUCGACAUGUCCCAGUCCAGUACGUUAAUACGAUAAUGUUAAAUGUAUACUGAGAAUGUUGAAAAACAAACUGAACAAAAUUUAUUCCAUCCAUAAGUUAACAAUUUUUUACAUUUAUAAAAUAAAAUCGAUAAUCGCGUAAGAUCGAGUCCCUCGUUUGCGACUACUUUGUGCAAACUUUCGACUGAAACGAUCGAGGAGAGGAUAGAUUUAUUAUCACGAAAGAAACCGAUUAAGACGAUUUGUCCAAGAACAAAAUGAUAAUCGUGCGUGUAAUAUUUUAUAGAAAUUUGUAAACACGGGGACGACCAAUGUAAAAGAAGAAACGAAGAAACUUAGGUUUAGAUGCAGCGAAAUCGAGGCCUAAACUCGACAUCUUCGACGAAAAAUCAUAAUUAUUAUACAUUCUAAUCGACCAUUCUUCCAUCGAACAUCCUUAACGAUUCUCUUGUCCCGAUUACAUUUUCUUCGGAACGAUUAUACUCUCUUGAAAAUUGAGAAUCUAUCCCUCGUCUAUCUCUAAUCAAACGAAGAAUCUCUCCCCACCACCGUACUUAGCAAUUAAUAUUAUAUUCAUAUUAUUUUUUACUACGAUGUUCUCCGUUAUGUGAAAAAUUCUUGAAAUUUUUGAUAAUAAAAAGCAAUACAAUAGCUGGUAAAUUUUUGAAAGAUUAUAAUCGUUAUAUAAAUUAUUAUUAUUAUUACACGAUUAUUACGUAUUAAUCUGAGAAGCAACAAGCAGAUCCACAGGAUCUAAAAUCGAAGAUCAGCCGCACCUUUAAAUAUAACAUCGCACGGUCUUUAUCGAUACGACAGUUUCAUCGUUAGCUAGUGGAAAUUGUUAUAAUUUGCUGGAAAUGUAUGUUGCAAGCCUAGCCAAUAAAAUGCAUAGCUUUCUUUUUACAAGAAGAACUCAAUUAUAGUAUCAACAUUAGAGUAAUUUAAAUACCUUAAUGUUAUUAAGUUGUGAAAGUAAAAAGUUUGUUUUCACGUCAAAUAUUCCAAUUGAAUCGAUUUCCUAAUAAAUUUCUAUUCCUCAUUA